AUGAUGUGUGAGAGCGAUAACGAAAGUGAGAACAAUUCGUCGGCUCACAUUUCUGUUUUUGAGCAACGCGCAUACAUUAAAAUCGAAACGAUUCGUGGUAAAACAGUGCCUGAAAUUCAUGCCGCGUUAAAUGAAGUGUGUGGAACGGAUACUGUGGAUCGUAGUACGGUGCAAAGAUGGCAUCAGCGAUUCCGUGAUGGUCGUAUAAGUAUUGAUAACAACCCUCGCUCUGGCCGACCCUCUACGGUUACUCAAGACAACACUAACGCGGCUAUUCUCGCAACUCUACUCGAUGAAGACCGACGAAUAACGGUGAGAGAGAUAGAGAAUGAAACAGGUAUUUCAAAAUCAAGUGUUCACCGCAUUUUAACGGAAAUUCUACAGAAACGAAAGAUUGCAGCACGUUGGGUGCCUCAUUUUCUGUCACCGGAACAGAAGGAUACACGCAAAGACAUCUGCCGUGAACUCCUUUCUCGCUACGAAAAUGAAAAAGAAACGUUUCUUGAUCGUAUAAUUGCAAUAGAUGAGACUUGGAUCCGUGAUUUUGAGCCGGAAUUAAAAUCUCAAAGCAAUAUUUGGAAGGGAAUAACAUCACCAAGAGCAAAAAAAGUUCGUCGCCAGCAAACAAAGGUGAAACAAAUGAUGAUUUUUGCUUUCGAUAAACUUGGGAUAAUUGUCACUCAUCGAGUUCCAAUUGGCAGUAGUGUAACUGGGGAUUACUACAAAACAUUCCUUGCCAAAAAAUUGCUACCAGAAAUCCGUAAAAAGCGACCAGGAAUGUUACAAAAUGGUGUGUCCAUAUUGCACGAUAAUGCGCGGCCGCAUAUCGGAGCACCAGUCGUCGCUCUUUUGGAGAAAUAUGGAUGGGAACGCCUCAAACACCCACCGUAUUCGCCGGAUUUAAGUCCCCCAGACUUUGAUUUAUUUCCAAAACUGAAGGAACCACGUUUUCCCGUUUUCCCAACUUAG
Molecule: messenger RNA, 969 nt
Organism: Cinara cedri
Lineage: Eukaryota; Metazoa; Arthropoda; Insecta; Hemiptera; Aphididae
Source: the annotation of a GenBank genome assembly